GUGGCGGCAGCGCGCAUGGAGCUGUGAAUCGCUGGAGCAGUUGUUUGUACACCGGAGUGUGUGUGCGGGUUAGGGGGUGUGUGUGUGUGGGAAAGACUGUGUACGGAACCGCUCCAUGACAGCAGCACACGUUUAACGAUGGCGUCCGGAGAGACGCUGUACAUCGAGGCGGAGGGCGCGGCGGUGCCCGCGGAGCUGGUGGAGCUGCAGGAGAUCGAGGUGGAGACCAUUGAGACCACCGUCAUCGGCGGAGAAGAUGAAGAUGAGGACGAAGAGGAGCCGGCCAUGAUCGCGCUGCAGCCGCUGCACACCGGGGAUGGGGAACCGGGCGUCAUCCUGCUGCAGACCCGCGAGGAGGUAGUCGGAGACGACGCGGAGCUGCGGGCGGAUGCCUUCGAGGAGCAGAUCCUCAUUCCGGUGCCCACACCCGGCGCAGACGCGCAGUACAUCGGCCAGACGCUACUGACGGUCGCGGGCAGGAGCUCCGGGGGGCGUGCGGGACGGAGGGCGGCGGCGGGAGGCAAGAGAACCGGCAAGAAGAGCUACCUGAGCGCGGCGGAGUCCAGCGGGAGGAAAUGGGAGCAGAAGCAGGUGCAGAUCAAGACUCUGGAGGGGGAGUUCUCCGUCACCAUGUGGGCGUCAGAUGAUAAGAAGGAGCUGGAGCAUGAGGUGGAGGAGCACAUCAUCGGGGAAAACUCUCCGCCUGAUUACUCUGAGUACAUGACUGGGAAGAAGCUCCCGCCCGGCGGCAUCCCGGGCAUUGACCUGUCUGACCCCAAACAGCUGGCGGAGUUCGCCAGCCCCUUCAGCAACAGUGGCGGUCAGUUUUCUCGAAUGAAGCCGAAGAAGAUCAGGGAGGACGAUGCUCCUCGAACCAUAGCCUGUCCACAUAAGGGCUGCAGUAAAAUGUUCAGGGAUAAUUCAGCCAUGAGGAAACACCUUCACACUCACGGCCCGCGGGUUCAUGUGUGCGCCGAGUGUGGGAAGGCCUUCGUGGAGAGCUCCAAACUCAAGCGCCAUCAGCUGGUGCACACCGGAGAAAAACCCUUUCAGUGUACGUUUGAGGGCUGUGGGAAACGCUUCUCUCUGGACUUUAACCUCCGCACACACGUGCGCAUUCACACCGGCGACCGGCCCUACGUCUGCCCCUUCGACGGAUGCAAUAAAAAAUUCGCUCAGUCCACCAACCUCAAAUCACACAUUCUGACACACGCCAAAGCCAAAAACAACCAGUGAACUCUCUGUGUGUGUGUGUGUGUGCUGGAGCUCUGCGAGAUGACCUUAAGGAGAACAGGGGACUGAAAAAGACUAAAGGAAAACCCUGUGUUUAUAUAUACACACACACACACACACACGAGGAGCCGAGCGCUUCUUUCUCUUCCACUUUUUCUCCAGUCUCUCGAUCCACUGCAAAGAUGCUUUCAUUUAGAGUUUGUGUCUCAUUUGUAGUCUGAAUAUCUAAACAUUCUUAACUCCAGAAGUGUUUUCUAGACCAGAUAUAACGAGUCAGAAGGAAGUGAGCAAAACAAGUCAUGAGUCUGACAAUGGGGUCAGAAAAAUAAGCUCAUUUCAGACUGAGAACUAGAUUAUUCUGCUUGUUUUAAGGAGAAACUCUCUUCAUUCUGAUUGAUUAUUGCUGAAAACACGACUAUAGUUUGUGCUUGUCUAGAAAAUGCUGACAGAUUGAAGAGUUUGUAGAUGAUUGCACUAGGAACAGGACAGAAACUCUAAAUGAAAGCUGUUCUUGCAGUGUGCUCUUCAUGCAUCAUAUCUUUUAAUUUGGUAUUUCUCCAGUGUGCAUAUUGUACACUUAUUUCAGGAGUUAUUUCUGUAGCUCUGUCUGCUUGUGUUGCUCUGUGGUUUGGUCUGGCUGUGAUGCAUCAUGGGUAAUGAGUUAUGUGUGCGUGCGCGUGUGUGAUGUGUAAGAUGCAGUGGUUGUGUUUGAGCACACCUGCAGUGUUAUUGUCUUUGUUUUCUUCUUCAGAGAGUGUAUGGUGAGGGUCUGAGCAUCAACUGUCCUUUGUUUAUAUUCACACCUGUAUUCACACCUCACCUGUAUUUCAGCAAAAAGCAAUUAAAGAGGGAAAAUCACCUUUUGUCACCCA
Danio aesculapii is the source of this 2105-nucleotide messenger RNA. RefSeq names its product YY1 transcription factor b (gene yy1b). The transcript has 6 exons. Gene Ontology annotation, molecular function: RNA polymerase II cis-regulatory region sequence-specific DNA binding; DNA-binding transcription factor activity, RNA polymerase II-specific. Gene Ontology annotation, cellular component: PcG protein complex; transcription regulator complex. The coding region runs from base 139 to 1236 and encodes 365 amino acids. Gene Ontology annotation, biological process: regulation of transcription by RNA polymerase II. The record is from RefSeq and is a predicted model, not a curated record. NCBI's taxonomy places the organism in Eukaryota, Metazoa, Chordata, Actinopteri, Cypriniformes, Danionidae.